Messenger RNA from Haliotis rufescens (red abalone), 4059 nucleotides. RefSeq names its product sodium- and chloride-dependent glycine transporter 1-like. The transcript is spliced from 14 exons. Gene Ontology annotation, cellular component: membrane. The coding region runs from base 198 to 1961 and encodes 587 amino acids. NCBI's taxonomy places the organism in Eukaryota, Metazoa, Mollusca, Gastropoda, Lepetellida, Haliotidae. Gene Ontology annotation, biological process: sodium ion transmembrane transport. The record is from RefSeq and is a predicted model, not a curated record.
UAAAACUGUCUGUCCGAGUAUUACUGCGGUGAAUGACUUUUAUAUGCAGCAUAUAUACUUUCCUUCACAUUUCCGUUUAAAUUGUGAUGUGCACAUGGAUCGCUGUCUUCCCAGCACAUCGCCUUCAGACGCCCGAGGACAAGGUUCAGACACCCCAACGCCUCAGCCGUAGGAACUAGGAUACACUUACAGCAGAUAUGAUGCGUGAAAAAUGGCGUCACCACCUAGAUUAUGUCGUCACUCUCCUCGGGUUUGGAAUCGGUUCGGGGUCUUUCGUGAAAUUCCCCUACCUGUGCAUGAGGAAUGGAGGAGGUGCAUUCUUAAUACCCUUCAUCCUGUUCACAUUCAUCGGUACUAUUCCUGUUGUGUUUGUGGAGAUGGUGAUUGGUCAGUUUUCCCAAAAAGGACCAGUCGAAGUUUGGAAUCUGUGCCCGCCAUUUAAAGGUAUAGGUGUUGGCACCGUUGUUGGGACUUGGAUUCAUGCAUCGUACUACAUUGUCAUCUUUACAUGGUUCGUGUACUACUUCUACGUGUCGUUCUCCAAUUCCCUACCUUGGGCUCACUGCGACAAUGACUGGAACACUCCCACCUGUAUCUCCCAGUAUGCUGAUGUCAACACAACGACAGGGCUCAACGUGACCGAUAACGGUACCAGCUACACCGUGGGCAACCAUUAUGCAGACAUCAAUGGCACAGUGGCUGGGAUGACAGCGGAGGAAGAGUUCUGGAGAUUUCAGGUUUUGCAGAUGACAGAUGGCCUAGAAACCAUAGGAAGUAUACGAGUGCCUCUGACUAUAAGCCUGGCUAUCAGUUGCACCGUUAUAUUUCUCUGUGUGUUUCGAGGAAUAAAAGUAACAGGAAAGCUUGUGUACGUGACGGUGGCCAUACCCUGCAUUCUUGUGACCGUCUUCCUCAUCCGGGGAUGUCUGUUGCCGGGAUCAGCAGAUGGAAUAUAUUUCUAUAUCGUUCCUAAACUUGAGACACUAACAAGACCUAAGGUAUGGAUUGAGGGGUGUAACUUCGCCCUGUACUCUCUUGGAAUAGCAAUGGGAUCAAUCGUCACAUUAUCAAGCCACAGUAGAUUUGGAAAUAACUGUUUCAGGGAUGCCAUAGUCGUCUGCAUUGGAGACAUGCUAGUUACAAUCCUCAUUGGGUUUGCCUUUUUUGCAAUCAUUGGUCAUGUUGGCUACCAGAGAGGGGUGCCUAUCGAAGCAUUUGAAUCGUCAGGAUUCAACCUUGCAUUUAUCGUUUUUCCACAAGUCCUGACUUACCUCCCAUUGCCGCAGUUGUGGUCGGCUUUGACCUUUCUUACGCUGAUCACCCUUGAACUGGAUACUCUGGUUCCACCCAUUGAGAACAUUGUGGUGGCUGUUAGAGAUCGCUUCCCACGAUUUUCCGAGCGACGCUGGCUUGUCAUCGGUAUCUUAUUGACGACCUACUUUCUCUUUGGUCUGAUCUAUGUUACCCAGGGCGGGAUAUACGUGCUGACACUGGUGGACUGGUUCUCCUACUUUCCAUCAAUUGCUCUCUUUGCUACCAUUGAAUGCAUUGUGGUAGGAUGGUGCUAUGGUACACAUAGAUUGGAGAAAGACAUCAAGACAAUGUGGGGAAAGACUACCCCUCGUGUGAUGAUGAUUGCCAUCAAGUUUGUGUGUCCAGUGUUGUUGCUGUCUGUGUUCUGCUACUCCCUGUAUUCCUACCGACCCCCCAAGUAUGGAGACUAUGACUACCCUCCAUGGGCCACAGGAGUCGGAUGGAUGGUGUCUCUGGCUUCAAUCCUGCCCUUCCCAGCUGUGUUCGUCUGGAAAGUAUGGAAUACAAAGGGAGACAAUCUGAAAGAGAAAUUGACAAAUUCAAUGGAACCGAGUAACGAAUGGCGCAAAGAGAAUUUGACUGAGGCCCCACAUAGUGAGGCCCUUCAACCCAUCACUUCAGUCGCGGACAAACACGAAGACGUGUGAAACGGAACCUCCCUUGAGCUGGCUAUAUUCUUGCUGUGCAACAGCUAGUAAUUAGGGUGUGUCCUAGUGAUGCUAUUUAGCUCUAACUCUACAUUCUUUCAAAAGGACAUCUGACCUUAGAGCUUAUCAGGCAGUAUGUAAACCUGUAACCAGUUCUUUCCCGAGGGAUAGGAAUGAUUAUAUCCAACGUUGGUCUAAUUGAAUGUAAACCUUUAUGCCUGGUCAAGGGAGUCCGUUCUAAUUUCCGCUCUCCCACUAACUGUUAAUGGUCCUACUUAUCUUUAUUUACUGGUCAAAUUGUUCCCUAGAUGAAACUGCAGGUCUACUUAAAUGUAUCGCAAAGGCGGUGUUUUCCUGUGGGAUAUAGAUAUUGCUUUGGGCAAAUGUUAAUAACAUUGGCAUACACAUAGCAUAUAGCCACUUGUCCAUUUACGAACUCAUCAGACACAUCACCAGAUAAUUCAAUGAGAAGAAGUUUAGUUAUAUGAUAAUAGCAAAGGUGAAAACAUUCGUUUUAGUUAAUGUUAAAGCUAUAUCAUUUCUCAUUGAUUCGCAUCCAUACCUUUGUGAACAUUUGAGCACCAACACUAAAUAAUACACCACCAUAGUACAUUCGACUACACCAUAUAACAGUACGACAGUGUGCAUAUAUUUCAAACUUGUACCAAAAUGAAACAGACCUUCAACAGGAAAGAUUUGACAGAACACUGCAUUAGGCUGUAACAUGCAUCAUGUAACACCUUAAAAAUAAUGAAAAUGAUGAAGCUUGUAAACAUAUGUUGCUUCAUUUUGUUUUCUUAAUAGUCGAACAUUACAGAGUGCCGAGCAGACACUGUGCAUAUGUAUAGGGAGACAAGAGAAGCACUUACUUCCUUUUGUAAUAGAUUAAAGAGAGCAUGUAAUCCGAAUGUUUCCAAAUUAUUAGCGCAAUUAGUCACAUGGCUGUUCAAUACAAUAUUUACACCGACAAAAAUAUCAUUUUGUUGUGGAAACAAAAGUAAACACAAAUAAAAGCUCAUUAUUCUGAAAUGACGUUAUCAUUUUAAUUAACAAUGACGGCACGUACCUGCUUAGGAUGAAUGCGUGAAAAGUGUUGCUGUGAUUCUUUAUAGGCUUCCGCAACGUUUCUGUCCAGUUUCAAGGCGUACCUAAUUAUGCAAGAAUAUUUACUCCUUUCUUUGUAAAAUGCAAGAGCUGCUUGUAUGUUAUUAUGUUUCAAUAUCUUGAGAUGACAUUAAAUAUCCAUAAUGAUUAUGUGUUCACAUUGUGCAUGAAAAGGGACAUUUUCUGUUGUUACGGGUUGAAACGCGAAGGUUAACCCAGGAAUCGUUGUGUGCAGAACUUUAUUGUGACCACUCAAGAUCAAUGAACAAUCAACAUUUUAUGUUGCAAUACACAGGAUUAGAUUUCCAAUCAUAACAGACAAUACAAUUGCUCAAAUAUGAAACAGCAGCAAUGCAUAAUAAGUCGAAUAACAAAAGUAUUUGUCACAAUGAAAGUCUUGAAUAAGGUACGUGAUCCGUUCUUGAAUCCAGCAAACCUGUCCUGUCCGUCGCACUUGGAAAAUAUAUGCGGUGAGGUAAAACAAGGGAGGCCUCGAAUCGCCCCCUUAUCUCGCUCUUACAUAAGUACAGUCAGUCUUCGAGAAACUUCUACCAAAUAACAUUAUUCAUAUAAGCGGAAUAAAUUAAUGAAGUUACCUUUCUUUCCUAUGUUGCCACAAAUCAACACCGUGAGAAUUCUUUCAGCCGUGCCAAUAUUAGCUGGUCAUGGGUGAGAAUCCAAUUCCUAAUUUAAAGUGGGUCGUCAGCACCAUUCUCGAUCUCGUAGGUUUACCUUACGUCGUAAACAUCUAAGACCUGCAUAUCUUGGGACUCAGGCUCCCUGAAAUCUGACAGGUUGUUAUAACCUAAACAUUUCUCAAAGCUUUGUGAAACUCAAUGCGAAUUGCAGUAUUUGUUUAAUUCUAUCUUAGAGGGUUUUUUUUCAAGUAAACGUGUGCCUCGUCCCACCUUAAGACAAAAAAAUUGAUGACACAACAUAUUUUUUAUAUCGUUCAAUAACAAUCAAAUAGCCAAUUUCCUUCCACUGAUUUUCC